This is a messenger RNA of Moesziomyces aphidis, 411 nucleotides long. The record is from the annotation of a GenBank genome assembly. Lineage: Eukaryota; Fungi; Basidiomycota; Ustilaginomycetes; Ustilaginales; Ustilaginaceae.
AUGUCUUCCGGUGGCAAGUCUGGUGGCAAGGCUGGUGACGCCUCGACCAAGGCCCAGUCGCGUUCGGCCAAGGCCGGUCUUCAGUUCCCCGUCGGCCGUAUCCACCGUCUCUUGCGCAAGGGCAACUACGCUCAGCGUGUCGGUGCCGGUGCCCCUGUCUACCUCGCUGCCGUUCUCGAGUACCUGGCUGCCGAGAUCCUCGAGCUCGCUGGUAACGCCGCCCGUGACAACAAGAAGUCGCGUAUCAUUCCCCGUCACCUUCAGCUCGCCAUCCGCAACGACGAGGAGCUCAACAAGCUGCUCGGCGGUGUCACCAUCUCCCAGGGUGGUGUCCUCCCCUUCAUCCAGUCGGAGCUCCUCCCCGCCAAGUCGGGCAAGCCCAAGAAGGCUGGUGGCUCGCAGGACAUCUAA